Astyanax mexicanus (Mexican tetra) is the source of this 3041-nucleotide messenger RNA. RefSeq lists its product as uncharacterized. Gene Ontology annotation, molecular function: N,N-dimethylaniline monooxygenase activity; NADP binding; flavin adenine dinucleotide binding. NCBI's taxonomy places the organism in Eukaryota, Metazoa, Chordata, Actinopteri, Characiformes, Acestrorhamphidae. The record is from RefSeq and is a predicted model, not a curated record. The transcript has 10 exons. Bases 716 to 2005 code for a protein of 429 amino acids.
CUGAGGAGUAGAGUGAACAGAGAGUUUAGAGACAGGAGAACACUCUGUGUGACUGCGUCUACCACCCCACCUCACUCCACCUCCCGGUCCAGCUCCAUGGAGGACUGUAUGAGUCAGAGCUCUGGCAGGAGAGUCUCUGUUUAGAAGAUUUUCAAAACACACACUCUGCUUUAAUGGGGUCAAUUGCCUGAACCCUGAACUUUCCACCCUGCAUUUCAUCCUGGCUUUUUUUGUUUUCGCAACUAAAUUGAUUCUGUUUCACAAUGCCUUAUUUUCCCUUUAUAGUGCUCAUUUGAAAUGCUUUCUAUUGGGUGUUUAAAAGCUUAAGAACAUGAGUAUUUCCCCUGUGCACAUCUGCAUGCUGGAUGAAGCUAAUUGGAUCACCGUGCAAAGUUGGGCGUUAAAUUGCUUUUUUUUUUUGCAGGGGAUAAACUUCUCUUUUUUGGGGAAAAAUGGACCAGGCUGGUGCACACAAUUACGGUGUUGUAGGGUGCAUGCACAUUAGUAAAUUACGGCCGUCCUCAAGUGAGAAGAAAAGGAUCGCCCACACAGCAUGAUGCAUGGAAGACAUAAAACGUUCAGUGAUCUGCCCGCAGCUAUGCCGAAAGGGGAGUCGUGCUGGAUCCUGACCAUCCGUAAUCAGAUGUGAGAGGAGGACUUACAGCUGGCCGAGCUGCCAAACUCAGGCAAGCUUGUAAUCGACAGGAAAUAGUAGAUGGGGAGGCUCCGUGUUGCAGUGGUGGGUGCGGGGGCCGCAGGGCUGUGUGCUGCCCGACACAUCUUGUCUCGACCCAAAGCGUUUGACCCCCCGGUGGUGUACGAGCUGACCGACCACGUGGGUGGCACGUGGUUCUAUGAGGAACGUGUGGGCACGUACGACAAUGGCCUGCCUGUCCAAAGCAGCAUGUAUAGAGACCUCAGAACGAACCUGCCUAAGGAGGUUAUGAUGUUCCCUGAUUUUCCCUUCGACUCCCACCUGCCCUCUUUUAUAUCCCACCAGGAUGUUCAGCAGUAUUUGGAGAGAUAUUGCGAGAGUCAUGACAUCACACCGCAUUUAAAGUUCAACACCGUGGUGGAAGAGGUGAAGCCCAUCUCCAUGGAGACGGAGGAGGGGGGAGCUGUGACGUGGGAGGUAAUUUCGCGUGGCAUGUACGGAGGGCACAGCACACAGACAUUCGACUCGGUGUUCAUCUGCAGUGGACAUUACUCCGUGCCCCACCUGCCCUCCAUUCCGGGAAUAGAGCAUUUUAAAGGAAAGGUGAUGCACAGCCACUCUUAUCGCUCUCCAGAGCCAUUCGCCCACCAGUCUGUCGUGGUUCUGGGUGCUGGAGCAUCUGGAGUUGAUAUCUCGCUCGAACUGAUUCAGGCUAAAGCUAAGGUGACCCUGAGCCAUAAUAAGCCAGCUCUGCAGUCCUCCUUGCCCCCAGAAAUCCAGCAUGCAGCCCCUGUGGUGAAGGUCUUGGAGAAUGGCUCUUUGCAAUUCCAGGAUGGAUCUGUGGCCCAAGCUCAAGUUCUUCUGCUUUGCACUGGAUACAACUUUCACUACCCAUUCCUCUGCCCCAAACAGCUUGGCCUGGAGGUAGAGCACCACCUAGUGGCUCCUCUGUAUAAGUACCUGCUGCCUCCAGCCUUCCCCUCUAUCUUCUUUGUAGGCAUCUGCAAAAUCAUCUGUCCUUUCCCUCAUUUCGAUUGUCAGGUCCAGUUUGCACUUGGAGUCCUUGAAGGCACGGUUCAGUUGCCCUCAUCUAAAGUGAUGGCAGAAGAAGCUGAAAAAGAGAGACAGAGGAAGACACAGAAGGGCGUUCAAGUGAAACACCUUCUGCAGAUGGACUCAGAACAGUGGGCGUACUACCUAGACCUGGCAACCACAGCAGGCUUCCCACCUCUGCAGCCGGUUAUACAACGUCUUUAUGAAGAAGUAGGAAAACAGCGCCGGGCGUGCCCUCAGGCUUACAAACACAUGAACUACAGACUUGUUGAUGCCACACAAUGGCAGCUUCUGUAAACACCAUCUGCAAUGACAUAUAAGGUUUAGUUCAAGUCGCAGGACCAAGAGAAAGUGACUGUAGCUGUUCCAUCCAUCAGCUAACUAAUCGUGACCUUUCUAGUAUCCACUACAUUCAUGUAGUCUACUUCUGUAGAGAUGCUGUCUUUGUGAAGAAAGUACUGUCAUAUUAAACUUGACAUUUAACAUUCUCAGUACGACUGGAAAGUCGCACUACCACAGGGAACAGAUCCAUGAAUAGGAUGAAUAUUAAAUGACUCUGCAAAUCCUUUGGGAAUAGUUGUAUCAGGGCCAAGAUUAAUUCUUUUACUCAUACAAAUGAAAAGGACACUCUAAGGUAGUGCAUAGAUUACACAAGUAUUUAAUGUCAUUACUAUGGUGAGUGACUUUUCAAAUGCAAAUGUAAUAUUUACACGUUUCACUAAUUAGUGUGAUUUUCUUUGGUGUUAUUUUACCAAAAAAGACACUAAAACUGUUAAAAAAUUGUGCAGUUUCUAUUAACAUUAGUGUAUAAUAAUGUAUAAAGGGUUUAGCUGAUUAAAAGUCCUUUUCUUUUACUAUUUUUCAUUUCAUCUUAUUUUGUUGUAUUUACAAUUGAUUUACAUGAAAUUUCACUCUCUUCUUUCUAAUAAAUAAAAAACUACAGGCCUUUAUAAUCAUUUUAUGACUAGAGCGGAUCUGAAAUAAUAAGUGCAUUUGAGUGUUUAGUAAAAACUGAUUAAGGAGUUUUACCACUGGUUUGAUUUAUGGGUAAAACGGUUGCUAUAUUUACUGUUCUUCCACGCGCUUCCCAGUUACCAGAUCUUAAUCCAACAGAACAGACUGAAAGUAUUAAAGUACAUCCGCAAAAUCUGCAGGAAUGGUGUGAUGCAAUCAUGCCAAAUGUGGACCAGAAUCUCAAAGGAAUGUUUUCAAUGUCUUGUUGAAUUACUGUAAUCAAAAACUGAGGCUGCUUUUGACAAAUGGAGGCACUAUACCCAAUACUCCCUGUUCGGUUUGGUAAAUGUGUACAAUAAAUGCUUUUAAUGAUAAAGAA